AUUACUCAAGUAAAAUUCAACGCGUUUUUCCUUUCCCUCGUGUUGCAAACUUGCAGUAAACCCAGCGACGUCUGCAUUUGUCCGUCUGUGACGGCGACGGUUUGCCGGAGAUUUCCACAUACUCCGUCUCCGUGAAAGGCGUUUACUUCAUCAGAUGGAAGUAGAAGGACAACAAUUGAAGAAAAAGAAGCAACUUGGCGAAGAUUCAAUCCACGUCUCUUCCUCAUCUAAGGAUUAUUGGCGAUCUCGAAAUAGACCUCGCAAGUUUUUCGACCCUUACAGCGUACCCGCAGGUUGGUUAUAUUGCCCUCCAUAUGGUGAUAAUAUAGGUCUUAUUAUCCCAUCCAAAGUGCCUCUGACUGAGUCAUUCAACAAGAACAUCCCUCCUGGAGAAAGUUACACCCCAAAAGAAGUAAUCGACAAGCAAAGAUGUUUAGGGAGAGAAAUAGGACUGGUGGUUGACUUAACAAACACUGACCGUUACUAUCCAGAAUCUGAUUGGACCACUCAUGGUAUUAGACAUGUUAAGAUUCGAUGCCCGGGGAAGGACUCUGUACCUGAUGCUGAGUCCGUAGAUAGAUUUAUUUCUGAGGUUGUGCAAUUUACAUCUCAAGAAUCUCAAGCAAGUAAGUAUGCUGUUGUCCACUGCACUCAUGGUCACAACCGAACAGGCUAUAUGAUUGCACAUUUUCUCGUACGUAAUCAGUCCGUUAGUGUUAGUGAGGCAAUAGCAACGUUUGCCCAAGCACGCCCUCCUGGAAUUUACAGACAGAAGUACGUUGAAGCACUAUAUGACUUCUAUUUCCAAUCGAAGCCUGAACUUUUUGUUUGUCCCCAAACUCCCGAUUGGAAGAGAGACUCUGAUCAAGAUAAUGAAGUUGUUGCCCCUUUUGGGAAUCUUGCAAGAGCAGGUGCGGUGUCAGAUGCAGAUUUUAGGGGCGAACGUAUCCCAUUCACUGAGGUUCAGAGGAUGAGGAACUUCUGCUAUCAAGUGCUUAAUUUGCAUGUACAGGCCAGGAGAAAUACCCAAAUUCCAGGAUCACACCCGGUUUCACUCGACAGGGACAAACUGCAUCUUCUAAGCCAGCAACUCUACCAUGUCACCUGGAGUGCUGAGGUGCCACGAUACAUGAUGCUAAUAGACAGGGAGGGUUGUUAUUUGGUUGAUCCACAGUUCUAUUUCAGGAAGGUCCCGCUGCGAUUUCCUCGCAAAAAUAUCUAUCAGGGUAGAGCUGACAUUUUUCAUCACUGCACGUUACUUGAUGGUGAAUUGAUUACUGAGACUGAGCCAGAGACACAAGUGAAGAGGACUAUUUACCUUAUCUAUGAUGUGAUAGCAAUUAACGAAUUCUCUGUUACAGAGCGGCCUUUCCAUCAUCGAUUGAUGCUAAUUGAAGAGGAGGUGAUCCGUCCCCGAAACUUUGAACGUGAACUUUUAUCCACACAUGUAAAUCCGUACUACCACUAUGGCCUGGAACCAUUUGAAGUGAGGAGGAAGGAUUUGUAUUUGCUAUCUGCAGCUUCUAAGCUCAUAAAAGAUAUAAUGCCAUGUCUUCCACAUUCAGCUGAUGGUCUUAUCUUUCAGGCCUGGAAUGCAACUUAUGUGCCUCGGGAACAUGAUGGACGUUUGAAAUGGAAAUAUCCCGGAACAAAUACUGUUGAUUUUCUAUUUGAGGUGGGAGUUGACGGUAGUACUUUGCUUUAUCUGCAAGAACACGAUAACAAGAAACUAAUUGAAGGUUGCAGAGUGAUGUUUAAAGAUGGAACUGAUGAUUUAUCGUUGUACUCGGGUAGGAUAAUCGAGUGUUCCUGGAACUCUUGUGAAGAUGCUUGGAUCUUUGUGCAGAUCCAAACAGACAAAUCAAACCCAGAUUAUAUUAGUGUCUACGAGGAGGCAAAGCACAACAUAGAGGGCAAUCUUACAGAGGAUAUCUUGUUAGAUGAGAUAGAUAAAGUGGCAGGUCUACCUAUAUACUCUGACUGGGCAAAUCGUCACAGUGGAAAUUUUAGAAAUGUCUGGAGAAGGCAGUGAGGGAUUUGCUGCUGUUUGUUGCGAUAUGCUUUCUCCCCAAUACAUAGUCUCUUUUUCACCAAUGAGGGUUGAGUUGAGAGGUGGAGGAGGAGGUUAUAGUCUAGUUAAAAAUGACUGCAGGUUCUUUGCAGUCGUCAUACAUCAUUCAGGCGUAUUUUUCUUCUCAAAUUCUGUUUUUCCAAGUUGAAAGAGUGGGAAUAUAGGGAUUUAUCUUUUUUUUUUCCUUCCCACCAUUGAGGAUUGAGGUGAGAGGCAAAGGAGGAGGUUUUAAUCUAAUUAAAAAUGACUGCAGGUUCUUUGCAGUCGUUAUCAUCAUUGGGGGGUAUUUUUCAUCUCAUAUCUAGGUUAUGAUGGAGACAAGAUUGGGCAUAAAAUUUUUGUUUGCUCAGUCCAUCAGAGCUCUGGGAAUGUCAAGGCAAUAUGAAAUGAGAGGUCUAGGUGGUGUUUGGAAUAUUUUCUAGGUAAGGUUAGCGCAAAAUAGUAACAUGUUUUCUCAUUAUCCUUUCUUUCAAAAGUUGUUGUGAAUUCGUGUAUUUACUAUAAGAUGCGGUAAAAGGACACUAUGUAGAAGCUAGCUGUGAUCUUGAAAUGAAAUAUUAAUUCUUCUU
Molecule: messenger RNA, 2640 nt
Organism: Solanum dulcamara
Lineage: Eukaryota; Viridiplantae; Streptophyta; Magnoliopsida; Solanales; Solanaceae
Exons: 16
Coding region: 155-2032 (625 amino acids)
Biological process (GO): protein dephosphorylation; 7-methylguanosine mRNA capping
Molecular function (GO): ATP binding; mRNA 5'-triphosphate monophosphatase activity; protein tyrosine/serine/threonine phosphatase activity
Source: RefSeq, a predicted model, not a curated record